AUGGAUGAUGUUAGCGGUGCUCUUGCUGUGGCUGAUAGAUUGCGGUCUCCAGACAUAAACCUAGACGUGUCUUGCAAGCUAUGCCAACAUCACUCAGAAACGACUUGUCAUGUCUUAUUUGGUUGUAGGGCAGCUGAAGAUAUGCUACGAUGUGCUAACAUUCCUAAUCCUAGCUCUGGUUUCUCGACAAUGCUAGAAGAAAACCUCUCCUUCAUGCUGGACUUGAUAGAAAAGCGUGCUAUCUCAGAGGACACAAGAUUGGCUAUUCCCUGGCUCUUAUGGAACAUAUGA
Molecule: messenger RNA, 291 nt
Organism: Arabis nemorensis
Lineage: Eukaryota; Viridiplantae; Streptophyta; Magnoliopsida; Brassicales; Brassicaceae
Source: the annotation of a GenBank genome assembly